Molecule: messenger RNA, 1629 nt
Organism: Naegleria gruberi
Lineage: Eukaryota; Heterolobosea; Eutetramitea; Acrasida; Naegleriidae
Exons: 6
Coding region: 1-1629 (542 amino acids)
Biological process (GO): protein phosphorylation
Cellular component (GO): cytoplasm
Molecular function (GO): ATP binding; protein serine/threonine kinase activity
Source: RefSeq, a predicted model, not a curated record
AUGGGCAAUAGAACCUCUAUGAGUGAAGAUUCGGAUGGAUUUCUCAAUAGGGAAGCUUCUGAUAUGUUAUUUAAUGGUAAACCAGCGAGUAGUGGUAAUACGUUUUGUGCUAUUGGAAAAGUUUAUGGAAGUUAUGAAGUUGUCUCUAAAAUUGGAGAAGGUGCAUUUGGACAGGUGUUUAAAGUGAAGAGAGUUAGAGAGGACAGGUCUCCGAGUGUGAGAAAUGCUCACAGUCCUUUGUCAGCUGUCAAUAGCAAGAUUUUCGACACAGUUUUCAACCAACCAACUAGAAAAUCCACUGCGACCUAUUCAUCACCUACUCCUUCCUGUCAAUUCUAUGCAAUGAAAGUAAUGGUUGCUCCUACUAGCUCAACUACAACCAACACUACACAAAUGGUGAAUGCACAAGCUAAAAUUGACAAUGAAAUUAAUAUUUUAAAAUCAUUGGAUCACCAAAAUGUAUUGAAAUACAUAGAUCAAUUUUAUUUGAAAAUUGAUUUUACACCAAAAAUUAAGAAGGAUGCUAUUGCACUUGUUUCGGAAUAUUGUGAUGGAGGGAGCUUAGGAGAUAUUAUAGAUUUGGGACAAACCUCGAGACUGCCCUAUAAGAAAUUAGUGGAAUGGUUUUCAUCAAUGGUUGAUGUGUUGGUAUACUUUGAAAAAAAGGGAGUCAUUCACAGAGACAUCAAACCUGGAAAUUUGUUAUUAAGUAGUGGUGUUGUAAAAUUGGCUGAUUUUGGUUUGGCCAAAUCUGUAAUGGAAGUCACACUAACUCAAAAUCACACAAUUUGUGGCAGUCCAAUAUAUAUAUCACCUGAAGUUGCUUUCAGAAAUGCAUACAGCUCUAAAGCUGAUGUCUUUUCUAUGGGAAUAACAUUUUUAGAGGUUUGUUCAGGAGUUUCUCACGAGCAAUUUGCCUCAUUUUUCCAAUCAGAUAUGGUUGACUUACAACCUCUUCUUGAAAAAAUCAAACUACCAUCCCUUCGCACAUUAAUCAGUUUAUGUAUUGCAGCUAAUCCUGCAGAUAGAAUUUCAGUCGAGCAAUUAUCUAAACAUCCCAUCUUACAAGCCUAUCGAUUCCUAAUCAGUGAGCAAACACCAAAAGAUCCAAAAAAUGUCACAUUUUUGAAUGUAUUAAUUGGUGCUAUUGAGCUAAUUUACCAAUCAGGAGAUGUUCAUAUGGGAAAGGAAAUUUGUAAAGGAUUGGAUCUUAUCAACAAUGUACUUCCUAAUCAAUCUCUCUUGGAUUCAAUAUAUGAGGGUGAACAUUCUAAUUUUCUUCAAAUGGUUUUCAUAAUGGGAACAAUGUGGAGUAAUACACAAUCUAAAAUAGCAAACGAAAGUGAAAACUUUCUGAAAAAAUACAUUGAAAGUGGAUACUUGUACAAGGAGCACUUUUCCAAUGAAAUUAUUUCACUCUUUGUAUCGUGCAAGGUACCAACUGAGAGGAUUUUCUGGUUUUUGGAUGAACAUUUACUGAAACAUUUCGACGAAGAGAUUGUUUCUCUCGUUCAAACUGCUGUGGAAAAUGCAUCUGAUAAAUUGAAUCCAUCCACAGCAGGAACAUUACUUGAAAAACUCACUGUUGCUGAAAAGCAAAAGGCCAGAGAAAGUAUUGAAGAAAUAUGA